This is a messenger RNA of Daphnia magna, 615 nucleotides long. RefSeq lists its product as uncharacterized. The record is from RefSeq and is a predicted model, not a curated record. NCBI's taxonomy places the organism in Eukaryota, Metazoa, Arthropoda, Branchiopoda, Diplostraca, Daphniidae. The coding region runs from base 1 to 615 and encodes 204 amino acids. The transcript has 4 exons.
AUGGCGGAAGCCAAUGCAGCACGCAGGGUUCGUGUGUCCGUCGUUCCCGGAACUAGAAAGAACUCUUUCAGGUACAAUACGCAGUGUGGCUUCAUCUUCUACAAAAAAGAGUUAAGACGGGAAACACUAAUAUUAGAGUACAUGAACCGAAAAACUGGUGGGUGCCAUUGCAAAAUAUCCAUGAGAAAUGGAAUUUACACUCAAACAGGAGUGCAUAAUCAUGAGCCUCCAUUUCGCGAACAGCAUCGAGCAGCUGCGGUUCAGGAAUGCUUGGCGAUAGCUCCGCUGGAGAGAAGAAUUCAACGUGAAAAGAGGGCUAACCAGCCUCCUCCACCUACGACGACUCAGGAAAUGUUGGAGUCUAUGGAGACUCAUCCUGAAUUCGGACAAACCAUACGUGGCGCACAAUUUUUCCAUGGAACGGCUCACUCUGACGAGGCUGAUGAGGUUCCAGGCGUGGCUUUUGUUUUUUUAUUCCCGAUCCUCCUUAGCCAGCUUGGGGAGUCCACCGUACUGCACCUGGAUGGCACGUUCAGGACAGUACCGGGGCUAUUUUACCAGUUAUUGACUGUCCAUGUGGGAUGCUUCAAUAAGGUAACAAUAUAUAUAAGGUAG